Messenger RNA from Leptomonas pyrrhocoris, 3037 nucleotides. RefSeq lists its product as hypothetical. The record is from RefSeq and is a predicted model, not a curated record. Bases 920 to 3037 code for a protein of 705 amino acids. Lineage: Eukaryota; Euglenozoa; Kinetoplastea; Trypanosomatida; Trypanosomatidae. The transcript has a single exon.
AGCGGUGGUGUGCGCACCGUCAGAUACACCCUGCGGUGCCUUUCAUCCUCCAGCCUCAACAUCAACAACAACAAAAUCAAAACCCACGCCGUUUUUUCUCUUUCUUUCUUCUCCGCUACGCACUUCGCGAGCGACUUCGAGUUACUGACAUUCACUGUCUAUAUAUAUACACUUCUUGCCUAGUAGCAGCGGAGGUGUUCCUACUCCCGUUUCUCCGUCAUUAUUUUGUCUGUUCCGCUUCAUUUCGUCUCUGCUCUUUCAGCCCUUGUUUUCCAUUUCAGUGCGCCUUCCGUUGACCGGAGCUCGCGUACGUGAAAGGUGGGUGGCGUUGCGUACGUAGUGGAUCUUCAUUGUACACUUCUCUUUUCACCUCCACUUCUUCCUUUUCAGUGAGUUUUUGUUUGUUUGUCAGCGCUGGCGCCUCUAUCUAUAUAUCGCUCGCCACCCUCCCUCCCCUCCCCCCAGCGGAUACGUGGUGGAGGCGUAUGUAUUUGUGGAUUUGCAUGCCUGUACGAGCGCAGGCGGGAGCCCCAACGGGUCUUCUUCCUUUCCCUCUCUUCUACCAUUGUUGCCAUCGCUAUCGCCACAAACAGCUGCGAGUACUUCUCUUUCGUUGACGACGUCGCUGACAUGAUAUAUAUAUAUGCGUUCGCUCUUGUUUUCCGGUUGCACAUCGUCUUCGACCUCUUUCUUUUUCUUGGUUUGUUUGGAAGCGGCUCAGCGUACGCGGGUCAUUAUUUUGGAGCGUAGUCCUUGCGUUGUGUGCGCGGUCGGGUGCUGGUGUGUCUUUCCCCGUUGAUUGGGUCUCACGUUCCUCGUACGACGUCUACCUCCACCACCACCACCACCACCACCACACACACAACACCACGCACGGACCCACGCAUACACAUAUUCAUAUACAUAACGAAGGCGCGUCAUGGACACCAGCGGCGGCGCCCUUCCACCUUCACCGUCUUCGCGUGGUUCACAGAAAGCGGUGUUAUCCCACUACAUUACACCGCCCGGCACGGCCCGCCGCAUCGUGCCGACCUUCCCGCCUCCUGGCUGCCACUUCUACGACUCCUACCUCAACUGCUUCCAAUACCGCCCCGAGGUGCGCGGAAAGCUGCUGGACGCCGCUCGCCGCCACACGGCAUCCCGUCACUCCGCCCUCUACGCAGAUGACCACCCUCCUCCGCAUGCUUUGCCGGGCACGGCAUCCGACACUGGUGCAGCGUUGCCUUGCAACCUCGAUGACCCAUCCCUUCGUGCAGACCCCCGCAGCCGACUUCAGUGCACAGCCUGCCGCUGUGGAUUGAAGGCGGUGCAGCUCUUCGCCACGAGUCAGGAUCUUCCGCAGCCACCGCUGCCGCUGUCGAAGUGCGAGCUGCACGAGGUGCUGCUCUCUCUGCCGCCCCGCUGGCAGAACUAUCCAUGGAGGCUCUGCUUCGACACGGCGCGGGACGGCUUCAGCCUCUCCACGCUGUACCGAUGCAUGGAGGCGGUCGAGGAGCAGCAGAGGCGCGCCAAGACCGUCGCUUUUGGGCUGCUUUUCGUCUACCAACGCGAUGAUGCACCAAUGGACCCGUCUGUCUCCGCCGGCUCCUCUAUUUGCAACUCGCCGGCUGCGUCGGGCAACUCAAAGUCCUUUCAGCAGGUGCACCGAGCGCGCUCACUGCGGUACGGUGCGCUGCGUGGCACACUGCCCUACGGUGUCAUUGGUUGCUUUACACCGGUGGUGCCGAGCCUGGCCCAUCACGCAGCCAACAUUUAUUUUGGCUCGGAGGAAUCGUACGUGUUCCGACUGGAUCAAUUAGGGCUGUCGCCGGAUUGUGGUGUGUGGAUGCAACGUGAUUUUGCCAUAUGGGCGGAGCAACAAGCCACCGCUGCCGCAGCGGCAUCAAAAGCAAAGGAAGCGGCAGGGGAAGGCGUGCGUGACCGUCAAGGGACGAAGAACGCCGCGGCCGGUGGAGCGCCUGCGCGCUCGCUAAGCAGGAGCGGCGUCUCACCGUCAAGCAACGAGAACAGCAGUUUAAACUCCCCUCCUCUUGGCGCAUUGCGAUCGGUGCCGGGUCUCGCUCGCCUGUCGGACGGCGCAGAGCAGACCCACGUGCCCGUGCCACGGCACACACACAUGACCGUUGAGCGCGUAGACGACGAUGCGAGCGCGGAGGCGGUGAACGGAAAAUUCAGAGCUGAGAAGGCGGCCGCAUCACCGUCGUUGGCGGACGCGAGUGCUGGGGCGACAGCAGCGAAAAAGUCGUCCUCGCUUCCCACGCUCACCGCCGCAGCGACGGUAACUGGUGCGUCUGCCACUCCGCCCUCCUCCAGCAAACCGACGAGUCCUUCUCAAGCUGGCGGCAAGGCUGUGGUGCACCGAUCGCUGCAUUCGUCCUCCGUGCGCGGCGUUGUCCCGCGAGCGCCGCUGCUCACCAAAUACGGCUGGUCCGGCCGGCUAGACAAUCGCAAGUUUGUGGUGUGCAAUCCACGCUUUCUCGCCCUUGGUGCGGGCAAAAGCGGCGCCGCGCUUUUCGUUGACGAGGCGCUGCAGUUCGGCACGAGCAGCAAUUAUUGUGAGACCUUCGACGCACCCUGCCUCUUUGGACCACGCCCGGUGAACUCGCCUUCCGCGUCGUCGCUGAGCUCCCCGUCAAUGGCGCAGCCGUCUGCCACGCAGCGGCCACCGCAGUACUCGACGUCGACGUGUCCAAAAGCAGCGCAGUUGGCGGAAACCUUUCCUGGCCCUCCGGGCAGCCUCUCCCAUCGCGAGUUCGCCAUUCGACGUGUGGUCUGGUUCUCCAUCACGGAGGACAGACGGACGUUCCGCCUGAUGAACGGCGCCGGUGCAGCAUCCGUGGUGGCGACGACGACGAUGGCGACGGACGGUUCAGCAGGCGAUGCUGUGGCGGGUGCCGACAACCACCUGUGCCGCUGUGGGCGUGUGGGCAGGACAGCAGAGCCAGAGGUGGCAGACGGCGGCCACGUGAGCUCGUCCGGCGAGUUGAACUACCUGCACACGUGCGAUCUCCUUCCUUUCACUGAACAGCCGUACUGA